AAAUUUAUGUAAAUGAUUAUAUGUUAUCAAUAGAAAGUAAGCAUAUAUUCAAGUUUAAAAUUUACAUACAAGCCAAAUAUUUAAACUAAAUUAUGCACCAUUUACAACUCACCCGAUAUAAGAAAAAAUCACACACAAACACACACAAUGAGAUCAAUUUAUCUAAAGAAAGAAAUGUUGGUCAAUUAAAUUAGACACAAUGAAAAUACACACUUACAGGUAAUCAUGAUUCCAUUUUCACAAUAUAUAUAUAUAUAAAGUUUAAAUAUUGAAAUGAAAAGCAUUCAGAUUGAAGUGAUUCAAUUCACUUACUUAUAUUCUAUAUUGAAAUAACAUUUUAAUAUAAAGACAUGGAUAGUCCAAUGGAAAAAUUUAUUCAAAUUUAUUUAACUUUAAUUCGUGAUAAUGAUGAAAGUGUUGAAACAAGUAAACUAAGUGAAAGUUGUAGAAGAGAAAAACUUGAUAUGAAACAAGUCAAUGACUGGAUUGCACUUUUUGAUGUAGACAAAGAUCAGAAAAUCACAUUUGAAGAAUUUUGUCGAGGAUUAGGAUUGAAACAGAAUGAAAUGCGCAUUGAACGAAAUCACAUUAAAACUGUACAAUCAGGUAAAGAACCAAAUUUGCCAGAAGGAGUAAAAAUUAUCGCUUCAACAAUGCCGAAACCAAAACAAGUUGAAGUAACACUAUUAUAUAAAGAUAUAUUUGAUGGAGUUAAAAAAGAUCCUGAUAUGAAUAAAGUUGUAAAAACAUUCAAAAGUGAAUUAGAAAAACGUUAUGGACGUGUAUGGCAAGUCAAUGCUGUAACUCACUCAUACUGGGCAAGUUUCUCACAUGAACCAUUCCAAUCAAUUCAAUUCCAAUAUGAAAAUAAAAUCAUUCUUGCUUGGCGUACACCAAGUAACUAAAAAAGAAAGGAAUAGAAGGUUGAAGUAUGACCCAGUAACCAGGGAAUGACAUUUUGUUUAGAAACAAAACCGAUAUUAAACAAUUCCAAAGUUAUUAAUUCUAUUGAUAUCAUGAAUAAAAUAUUUGUCUUUCCCUUUUCUAUCUUUCAAAAAAAUUUAAUGUUCUUCCAAAUAUCUGAACAAACUACUCUCUAGUAAUAAUUAUUAUGAAAAUGUUUUAAGAAGUAUAAAUUUAGUAAAAAAAUAAUUACUCUUUACACUUA
Schistosoma margrebowiei is the source of this 1168-nucleotide messenger RNA. NCBI's taxonomy places the organism in Eukaryota, Metazoa, Platyhelminthes, Trematoda, Strigeidida, Schistosomatidae. The record is from the annotation of a GenBank genome assembly.